Messenger RNA from Pyricularia oryzae 70-15, 1098 nucleotides. Its product is annotated as fungal cellulose binding domain-containing protein. Gene Ontology annotation, biological process: carbohydrate metabolic process. Gene Ontology annotation, cellular component: extracellular region. The transcript has 4 exons. Bases 1 to 1098 code for a protein of 365 amino acids. The record is from RefSeq and is a predicted model, not a curated record. Lineage: Eukaryota; Fungi; Ascomycota; Sordariomycetes; Magnaporthales; Pyriculariaceae. Gene Ontology annotation, molecular function: feruloyl esterase activity; cellulose binding.
AUGAAGACAUCGACUCUGCUGAGUGCCACCCUCUUAGGUUUACUUCCAGGUGCACUAGGACAGGCUGCCCACUGGGGUCAAUGUGGUGGCCAGGGUUGGUCUGGGCCGACAACCUGUGCCUCAGGAUCCUGCUGCGUCGCUUCCAACCAGUGGUACGCUCAGUGUAUUCCUGGUGGUAACUGUGGCGGUGGCGGCACGAACCCUCCUACCAACCCACCGACCAACCCUCCGACGAAUCCGCCUACCAACCCGCCUACCAACCCGCCUACCAACCCGCCUACCAACCCUCCUAGCACCGGCGACCGAUCCGCCGGCUGCGGCAAAGCUCCCAUCACCUCGGGGACCAAGAGCAUCAACGUCAACGGCAGGAACCGCCAGUACAUCCUGCGGGUGCCAAACAACUACGACAGCAACAAGCCUUACCGCCUGAUCUUUGGCUUCCACUGGCUGGGCGGCAACAUGGACGACGUGGCCACGGGCCGCACCGUGCAGGCCGGCACGUGGGACUACUACGGCCUGCGGCGGCUCGCCGACGAGAACGCCAUCUUUGUGGCGCCCAACGGCCUCAACGCCGGCUGGGGCAACGCCGGAGGCGAAGACGUGGCCUUUGUCGACGCCCUCGCCCGCAACCUCGAGGACGACCUUUGCGUAAACCCGAGGUUGCGCUUCGCCACGGGUUUUAAUUUCGGCGGCGCCAUAAAUUACGCGUUCGCCUGCAGCCGCAAUAGCGUGUUUUGCGCCGUUUCCGUUAUUGCGGGUGGGCCAAUGUCCGGCUGCGAAGGCGGAACCGCGCCGGUCCCCUACCUCGGUAUCCACGGCCUGCGCGACAACGUGCUCCCCAUCGCGACGGGCCGGCAGUUGCGCGACAGGUUCGUCGCCAACAACGGCUGCACGCCCCAGAACCCUCCCGAGCCGGCGCAGGGCAGCCUCCGCCACGUAAAGACGGUGUACGGCGGCUGCCGCGACGGGUUCCCGCUGACCUGGAUCGCGUACGACGGCGGGCACGUCGCGGCGCCCGCGGAUGGCACCGCUGGCGAUAAUGGCAGCACGACGUUUGCGCCGGCGGAGACGUGGGCUUUUUUUGAGCAGUUUAGUUAG